UUGGGGAGAGUGGAUGCAAUGUGUUUAGUAGCCUCGCGGAACGUGACGCUGUGGAGCGCGCGGCGGAAGUGGAUCGAGGGGGAAAGGUGAGCGAGGAGCACCCCGCGGAGACCACGCUGUGAGUAGUGCUGAGUGGCGGCGGGGGGAGAGGGAUUCUGACGUCCCAGUGCGGACCCCGAAGUUGCAGGCCCUCCGCGGGUGAGCCCUGAAGCCUCUUCCUUCUCAGUCGGGAUUGUUCGUCCUGGGCGUGGGGGAAAGGCAACGGAUCUCUUUAUAUCCCCUUUUUUCAAUGGUCUUGAUUCCCACUCAGAGCCUGGUGACAGUAGGGAAGGGAAAGUAGCGCAGGGAGAAUCCUAGAAUUGUGGGGUUGGUAGGGACCCCGAGGGACAUCUCUUCCAACCCCCUGCAAUGGAGGAAUCUCAGCUAAAGUAUCCAUGACAGAUGGCCAUCCAAACACUGCUUGAAAAUACCCAAGGAAGGACAGCCCACCACUUUAUGAGGGAGUCUGUUCCACUGCCGAACAGCUCUUACUGUCAGAAAGUUCUUCCUGAAGUUUAGUUGGAAUAUCCUUUCUUCGAUCCAUUCGUCUGGUGCAAGAGAAAACAAGCUGUCUCCAUGUGACAGCCCUUUAACUAUUUGAAGAUGGCUGUUAUGUCUCCUUUCAUUCUCCUCAGGCAAAGAUGAUGGGGCCACCUGCCAACUAGCCCUGAACUUAAGCUAGCCCUGUUGGUUUCAGCGAGGUUUACAUGAAAGUGUGUUUAAAAGUAUGUAUGGUACUGCAGUUUGAUUCUGAUGAGCACAUAUGCAAAGGAUUGCAGGAGAAGUAGGGUUUGAGUUGCAGUGGGGUUCAACAUGCUUGAGUUUUUUAAAGUUCUUAAGUGAAACAGUGACAGCUGUGUUGUGCUUCUCUUUUCCUUUAACCUGUGCUAAAUGGAUCAAAACAUUAGAAUGAGUUGUGUGUUACCCUUAUAAAACCAGAAGUGUAUCCCUUUGAGGGGAAGCCACUUCAAAGCAGGCUCAGUGGCUUGCAGUCAGGAUUUUAAACCUCUAAGCCAGGCAUCCCCAAACUUCGGCCCUCCAGAUGUUUUGGACUACAAUUUCCAUCUUCCCAGACCACUGGUCCUGUUAGCUUGGGAUCAUGGGAGUUGUAGGCCAAAACAUCUGGAGGGCCGCAGUUUGGGGAUGCCUGCUCUAAGCCUUUGAGUUUCUUAAGCCCUUUGAGCACUGUUCAGUAUGUGGCUGUAUUUGUCUUAAAAUUUUAAUUUGCUUUAAAGUUUAUACUUUGCUUUUCAAAUUGUCAAGGCAGGCAGAUAUUGCUUUCUCCAGUGGGAGUGUCCCAUGAGUGGAGUUCUGCUCAUGGGAACUCUGGAACCAACUCCUAUUCUAACAACAACAACAACAACAACAACAACGAAAAUAGAGUCCACAAACUGAACAAAACAGCAUUGAAGAAAAGUUAAAACUGAAAAGACCCAUGGUAGAUCAGGACGUUUGCUGAAUUUCUGAAUAUGGAGGAAGCACCAGUUAUAAAGAGACUAUAUGUUGGUGGACUUGGCCAUACAAUUUCUGAAACUGAACUGCAGGAAAGAUUUGGCAAGUUUGGAAAUGUGACAGAGACAGAAAUUGUGACCCGGAAAGAUGAAAAAGGGAACCCUACAAAGACAUUUGCCUAUAUCAACAUCACCCUUUCAGAAAAAGAACUUAAAAAAUGUGUAUCUGCUUUAAAUAAGACAAAAUGGAAAGGUGGGACGCUACAAAUAGAAUUGGCCAAAGAGAGCUUUUUGCAUAGACUGGCACGAGAGCGUCAAGAGGCAAGUAUAAAGAAGGAAAAGCCAGGGGGAAAUGGCAUGACAGAUGUCUUAGAAUCUAUGAAGAAAUCUGGAUUUACAGAUUUUCACAUGAAAGCAGUACCAGGAACAGAAGUACCAAAUCACAAGGACUGGGUUGUUGGCAAAUUCGGCAGAGUUUUACCAAUCCUCCAUCUUAAAGGUCAACACAGAAGUAAGACCAUAAAAUAUGACCCCUCCAAAUAUUGUCACAAUCUUAAAAAACUGGAUCAAGACCUUACUGAGAUGAUUCCUAUUUCCAAGCUCACGUGGCAUUUGGAGGAAGGCGAUGACAGCAUGAGCCAGAAACGGCAAGGGCACUUUCCUGCAUAUAAGCCACCUAAAAAGAAAAUGAGGGUGCAGGACGGGGACAGUGUGAGACGGACAGAAUUGCAUUCAUAUGGUCAGUUUUCAUCAAAAACAACAAGCAUGGCCGCAGGCAAACUAAUUCAAAGCAGCACACCCAAGACCAAAGGGCAAAGUAAAGAGCACUCAGCGCAUCAGAAGCUUGGAACUGCUUCAACACCUUGCAGGCAUAGAAACCAUCUGUCUGAAAGUGAUAUUGAUUCUGAAGAGGAAAUUCGAGCCAUAAUAGAAAGGGAGAGAGAAGUGCGUCAAGAUAAUCCUGAUAUUGAGCAGGAAGAGAAUAUGGAAGUUGUCAGAGAGGAUUUCGAGCUGAAAUAUCGCACUCAUUGGUCCUUACAGAAAGCACAAGAUGCCAAGCAAGCGCACACCGGGUGUAAUGGGGAGCUGAGGACCACUGACAAUCAGUCUGGUUAUGAUUCGGCUGACACUGAUGAAAUUAUAGCUGUGACUAGAACACCAAAUAAUGAGAAGAAGGAAGCGCCAAAGGAAUCUAAGGCAGACACGCUGGGAAAGGAUGAGAAGCCUAAGAUGCAUGCUACAAAUUCCGGAUCUUGUUUCUCAAAUGGUUUAAUAUUGGAUAAACCAAAAAGGGGAGGGAGAGCAAAGCCUGAGAAAGCAUCAGAUUCUAAGGCUGAACAGAACAGCAUCACUAAUAAGUGCAAGGCUGGGGACAGUGAAAGUUCCGUUUCAGAUCUUGACACAAGUGAGCCUGAAGGGGAUGAAGAUUACAAAAGGAUGAUGCAGGGUUGUUACCGGCUAGAUCUUACAUUAGAAGAAUUGGAAAGAUUAGCCAGUGAAAAUACCAAAGCUAUAGAUAAAGAUACUGCAAGUAACCCAAAUGACACUCCGUGUAAAAGUACUGAAUUUCCAGUUAACAGUACUGGCAAUAUUGCAAAGAAAUCCAAAGAGAUCACUACCCGGAAAAAAGGCAUUUCUCCUGAAGAGAUAAUUUCUGCCAUUUUAGAAGGAGGAAGUUCCGAUGAAGAGAAUCCGAAGAGAAAGAAGUUGAAUUUGAAAGUUCCGCCUUUCAGAGGAAUAGGGUCAUUAAGUCGAGAGCUGACUAAGGGAGAGUUGGGCACACAGGACAGUCAAGAUAACCAGACUUCUUCCGACCUUGUUGAUCCGGAAGCUUCCAAAAGGGUUUCACAGUACUCCGGCUCUGCAAGCAAAAAACCUAACUGCAAAUCGUUAAAAGAAAAUAGCACAGACUCUCUCGGAGCUUGUAUUCUAAAAUCAGGGGAAGAUUCUGACUACAGUAAACUCCGUGCAAAAAGUAGUGAGGUGGAAAGCAGUGGUGUGAGUGUUCUAUCUGAAAGAAAGAACUCAAAAAAUCUGAAAUCUAUUGGCAAGGAAACAAAGAUCGAGACGAGCAUUAAAGGUUCCAGUUUUGCACACUGUAAGAACAUGAGAAGCGAAGAGCCUGCCCUGGAUUCUGCCAAAGCUACAAGCAUGUCUGAUAAAAAGGAAAAACAGCUGCAGGAUAAUGAAAAAAGGUUGACUGCUCUACAGGAGAGGCAAAAAGAACGAGAACUGCAGAAGAAACUUAUUCAGGGAGCGUUAACCAGUCUGGAAACUCAGUCGGCAAAUAAACAGAAGCACAUAGUAUUUGAUUCAGAGGAUGAAUCUGAAAAUAAAGAUGAAGUACAAGAAAGCAUGAAAGGAGGGUCUUCAGGACAGCUGCUGGGAAAAGAAUUUACUACUAAAACCUCUGGAAAGUUGUUUGAGAGCAGUGAUGACGAAUCAGAAACAACAGAUGAAGAAGAUGACAGAUUCAAAAUCAAACCUCACUUUGAGGGUAAAGCUGGAGAGAAGCUUAUGCAUUUACAGUCACGAUUUGGAACAGAUGAAAGAUUUCGUAUGGAUGCUCGCUUCCUUGAAAGUGACAGUGAACAAGAAGAUGAAUCAAAAGUGGAAAUAGAUGAAGAGGAGGAGCUCACUUUAGAAAAAAAGAGAAAUCUUGACAUCUUGAAAAAUCUUCUGAAUAUUGGUGCAGAACUUUCGAAACCUCGCAAGCAGACAGCAAAUGCCAAGAAAUUCAAAGAUAUGAAUACCCUACGCUAUGACCCUACAAGGGAAGAUCAUGCUGUUUUUGAAAGGAAGCCAGAAAACACUGAGAAAGAAAGUAAAGCUAAAAGGAAGAAGCAGAAGGAGGAAGCUCAGAAACUGCCCGAGGUGUCUAAAGAAAUCUUUUAUGAUGUCACUGUGGAUUUGAAAGAGAUACUUGGAUCUACAAAGUGUGAUGAGAAAACAGAACAAAUACCUUGGGAUAAACAUGAGGAUGUGGAAGAAGCAACUCCAGCUGAGGGAGAGACAUUCGUAUUCAGUAAUGGAACCGACAGAGAAGAGGAAACCAGCGGUUUCAGAUUUUCCUUUUUUGGUGCUGAAGAGGAGAGGCUGCCAAUGAAAGAAGAACCCUAUGUAAUUGAAACAAUAAAGGCUUCAAGGGUUGCAUGGCAAGAGGAUCCACGUUUUCAGGACAGUAGUUCAGAAGAUGAUGAGACAGAAGAAGUUGAAAGAGAAGAUGUCGAAGAAAUGUCUCCAGCUCUACCACAGACUAAUAUUAGAUUUUUCUUCUUCUCCCGAGAUGAUGAUAGAUUAAAAGAGGGUCCAAAGCUGUUCUGUAAAUCUUCUAAUCUUGAUGAAGACAGAGAUGAUUGGGAAAGUCGACGCCAAACAUUACUUGAGGAUUGUCGGAAGAAACAUAAAGAUGCAAGAAGAAAAGUUAAAGCAAAACACUGAAUACAGCGGCCCUGCGAAACAACAGUGAUACAAAAAACACUGGACGUUCAAAACUGGGAUAAUGGAAGAUGUCUCAAGAAAUGCUUCUGCGAGUUAUUUGAAAAUUGGUGCUGAACACAAAGUGCCAUGAAAUUUGGGCCUUGCACAGGUUGGGCAUCUACUUUAUGAAAAGUAGGUUUCUGGUUUGAGAAGAGCCAUAAGCUGUAGGCAGAUCUCCUUUGAUUUGCCUGCAUUCAUUUACUUACGUGGUUGCAAUAAUAAAGUAAUCCAGAAUAAAAUAUCAACUGGACUAUAAGGGUGGAGUCCUACUAUGUCUACCACCAUUCUUUUGGAUGUAAGACUGUAUGCCACAAAUAUUUGGAAGUGGAGUUUUUUCUUAUGCAUAGCAGAGGGUUGGACUAGAUGACCCUCGGGGUCCCUUCCAGCUCUACAAUUCUAUAUACACCAGAAAGUAACAUUUGGGAGAGCAGUUCAUAGAGCAGGUAGACGUCAGUGUAAAUUGAUACACUGUCCUAAAACAUGCAAGUGUAAGAAACUGGCUAAGGAGCAAAUACACAAAGGUUUUAAACCUCUGCAAUGUUAGAUAUUACAUUUAAAGUACAAGUGCAAUUAAAGUGGCGGGGAAGAAUAGGACAAAGGUAUUCCAUUCAAAUUGUACUGGAGCAUGUGCUGUUUUCUGAUGUGUUCAACGCGCAUCAGACAGAGACAAAUGACAAAAACCAAACUGCAAUUCCAUUACUUUACAGGGAGUGAGCCCCCUCCCCUUAAAGUUGGUGUGACUUCCUUGGGAUAAACAUAUUUAGGAUUGGCCUACUAUAUUUCAGUCCAAAACUUUUAAAUGUGAGCAUUUUCAUUGAUGGUAGUGUGGGUUGAUCACAUUUUUAGGCUGAAAUCAGUUUCAUUGUGUUGGAUAAGCAGCUCCCAACUGAAAAUAAUGCUAAAUUAUUUGCUGUCUUGCCACAUUGGCUGUUUUUAUAUAACCAAACUUUUAGUUUCUGCUGUAAAAUAAAACUGUAAAUUAUAUUUUUUCCAAAGUGAAAAUUGUAUCAGUAACAUCAAAUAUGUAAAUAAUUGUAUUUCUAAAUAAUACAAAUUGAUAAUUUAAAGCAUGUGCCUAUAACUAGUCAUCUCAUUGGAUUUGUGUGGAUGUGCUGUUUUGAGUAAUGAACCACCCUGCACAGGAGUUUUCUUUCCCCUGAACAUUCAUCCCUGGCAAAAUCAUCAUCAUCAUCAUUUUAUUUGUAUGCCACCUUUCCAUAGUUAAAACAAUGCUCAAGGUGGCUUACAACAUGACAAGAUUUAUGUAAUUACCAACAUAACAAAAGUCAUAAGCAGUAAAUAAAACACAUCAAAAAGUACACA
Molecule: messenger RNA, 6293 nt
Organism: Zootoca vivipara (common lizard)
Lineage: Eukaryota; Metazoa; Chordata; Lepidosauria; Squamata; Lacertidae
Source: RefSeq, a predicted model, not a curated record